Messenger RNA from Metopolophium dirhodum (rose-grain aphid), 465 nucleotides. RefSeq lists its product as uncharacterized. The record is from RefSeq and is a predicted model, not a curated record. Bases 1 to 465 code for a protein of 154 amino acids. The transcript has a single exon. Lineage: Eukaryota; Metazoa; Arthropoda; Insecta; Hemiptera; Aphididae.
AUGAAUACAAAUCAACUAGUUAACAACACCGACCAAAUAUCUAACAACCUAGGCAAUUAUUUCUACAAUUACAACUAUAAACCUCAUUUUCUAGCACACAAAAAUAAAUGCGAGAAAGAAGAUAUAAUUAACACUGCCAAUCAAAACCACGCAGACAAAACUCACAUCAACAAAGCAAUGAACCUACACGAAAUAACGCUCAUGCUCAAAAAAUUUAAAAGCUACAGUCCAGGACCUGAUUCUAUUCCUUACUCGUUUAUCCAAAACUUCAGCAUUAAAACUCUCGAAUUUCUCCUCGAUAUAUAUAAUCGAAUAUGGAAUGAGGGAUACUGGCCAAAAAAUGGAAAUCAGGACCAUAAUACCCAUUCUCAAACAAAAAAAAACCAAUUUAAAACUGAUGGAUACAGACCAAUAACUCUUCUCAACACUAUGUGCAAGCUAUUUGAAAAAAUAAUAAAUUACUGA